Helicoverpa armigera (cotton bollworm) is the source of this 1542-nucleotide messenger RNA. Its product is annotated as retinoid-inducible serine carboxypeptidase. NCBI's taxonomy places the organism in Eukaryota, Metazoa, Arthropoda, Insecta, Lepidoptera, Noctuidae. Gene Ontology annotation, biological process: proteolysis. The record is from RefSeq and is a predicted model, not a curated record. Gene Ontology annotation, molecular function: serine-type carboxypeptidase activity. The transcript has 9 exons. Bases 59 to 1504 code for a protein of 481 amino acids.
AUUAAAAUUCAUUUACAUAUUUAAUUUAAGCCUUAAGUAGCUAGACGGAUGUUUAAAAAUGGUAAAGAAAAGUGUGAUAAUAGGCUUAAGUGUGGCAGCCACUGUAGUGGUUCUUACAGGAGUAGGAGUCCUUACGUGGUGGUUGGUUACUCGAGAUAAUGAGGUUGAGGAGCCAGAUGUAGACACGACGACCACGACCACGACAACCACGACAACGACAACCACAACUACCACUGAGGCAACCCCAGAACCUGACUUCAUUGUUGAUCAAUUGGAAGGUGAAGGAGGCUUUGGUGAUGCUCAAUAUACCGCAGCUUUUACUAAGAUACGGGAUGUUGGAGACAUAUUCUGGUGGUUCUAUCCAACAACUGCAGCCGGGGUUGGCACCGAGAAGCCGUUAAUCCUAUGGCUGGACGGUGUGACAGGCAUCCCUCCAAGCUUACUGGCCAAUUUAGGAAUGAUUGGCCCUUAUGACAUCAAUUCUAAUAAAAGAGAAAACUCUUGGGUUGAUCGAUACAAUUUGCUAUUCAUUGAUGCACCUUUGGGUACUGGUUUCAGUAUUCCUUUAAACAAUGAUCAAAUACCGACCAACGUUGAUGAAAAUGCUGAACACUUAGCAAUAACUUUGGAAUCUUUCUAUACCGUACAUGAGAGCUACAGAAAUGCUCCCUUGUACAUUCUCGGUCAAGCACAUGGAGCACAAUUAGCGUUAGCACUUGCAAUUAAACUACAUCAAAGUGAAGCUGCUUCAAACCUUCGUGGUGUAGUAUUAGGCAAUGGUAUAAUUUCGCCAGCCCUAGCUAUGACGAAACUUGGCUUUUACCUCGAAGAACUCGGUUACAUUGAUGGCAAUGGCCGCGCGGCUAUAGAAAGUUUAUCUCAAGAGACGACGGCAGCGGUAAACCUUGGAAAUUUGGGAAAUGCAUUUGAUAACUUCAUUUCUUUGGGCCAAUUUGUUAACGAUAAUGCUGGUGCCAUAGCUGUUAACCUUGGUCACAUCGUUGAGAAGUUAACUAGACAGUCUUCAGUUACGGAUUACUUCGGCCAGCGUCAAUACUUGAGAAGCGUAUUAAAAAACAUAGACUUUGAUAUAAUGGACAACGUGGUAGGUCCCGCUUUGGGUAUUCCAGCUACAGUAAAAUACGACUCAGGACGGGAAUACGUGAUUGAUGCGUUUAGGAGCACUUUCAUGACCCCAGCUACGGACAAAGUUGAAUACAUUCUUCAAAACACGGAACUCACCGUUUCUAUCUACAAUGGCAAUUUGGACGCUGUAUCAAACACACCAGGUCAAUUGGAAUGGGUUGACAACCUUCAAUGGCCCGGACAAGCUGAGUUCAAAGCUGGGCCCAGACGAACUUUGGUAGUUAAUAGAUUGGUUGAAGGUUACUUCCGGAAUUCAACCAGACUUCAAUUCUACUGGGUUAAUGCUGCUGGACAGUCAGCUCCACUGGACAACCCUGCUGCUAUGAGCAUUAUGCUGCCGAGAAUUUUACGAGUUUAGCUUUGUUAAUAAAUUAAUAUUUAUUCAUUAUACCAAUU